AUGAGCGGAAGGCCGUCUCUUCGGCACUCUUUGCAAUCUGAACCCCUUCCAUCGGUCCCUCAAAAUGACAGGGAUCCUUUCACCUACGACACAGCUGAGCUCGAGAGUAGAGAAGCGUCGCCUUCGCCUUUGACACCACGCGAGUCGACAGUCUUCGGUGCAUACCGUCCCUGGAGCACACCUCGAGUCACCGGGGAACAGCCAAUGAACGCCAAAGUAGCCAUUCCCCGGCUCGACCUUCCACUUGCAAGCAAUAAUGGUCGAGUUAGUCGAGCAUGCCACAAUUGUCGCAAGCAGAAGAACAAGUGCUCUGGUCAUCGCCCUUCUUGCCUUCGAUGCCAGGAGGCCAACGUUCUUUGCGUCUAUGUCGAUGGGAAGCGAGAGAGAAACGCUAGACAACUUACAGUUAUAACGAGCCAACUCCAGCACUACGAAUCUCUCGUGCGCGAUAUUUAUGCGAAUCCCAAAUUCGACACCGAGCUGGCCAAACUCGUCGAUCAAGCUCUCGGAAAAAUAUCUAGCCUUUCCCUGUCAUCGCCGACCGUCGCCAAAGUACCAGAUGAGACAGAGACAGACUCGCCAACCAGAACGAUUUCCUACGUGGAUCACACUCUCGAAGACUCUAAUGGAGACAUUUCACUCCAAGCGAUUGGCUUUGUAGGAGAACAUUCGGCAACGGCAUGGUUAUACAGGCUGAAGUACUUGACCGGUCAGACAAGUUCCAAUCCGGACGGCCAACUGGAGGAAUCAGCCCGUCCAUCGAUUUCUUCCUGUGCAUUCUUUAUGGAUGAUACCAGAAUCCCGCCGAUAAACGAUCUAGAUGUCUUCGCAUAUCCCCCACAAGCGGUCGCCGAUGAACUUGUGGACAGAUACUUCCAAGUCGCGCACGCCUCCUUCCCUGUCGUUGGCAAAGAAAUAUUUCUAAGCCAGUGUCGGUCAUUCUAUUCGAACUCCACAACACACCCUGGAAGCAAGUGGAUGGCAUUAUUGAACAUGGUGUUUGCAAUCGCUGCAAGACAUUCCGAGCUUUCCGGAGACCAAUCUCAGCUAGAUCACAAUACCCACACCGUGUACUUUUCCCGUGCCUGGCGAUUACACAAUAGCGAGAAUGUGCUAUUGGACAAUCCCAACCUGCAGCAGACACAGGUAGAGGGGCUAAUAUCACUUUACUUGCUUUCCAUCGGACAGGCCAAUAGGGCAUGGAGAAAGUGUGGCAUUGCAAUCCAGUCGGCGGUCGCGAUGGGAAUCCACCUUCGUAGCGAAAGCCCCAGCAUCACGCACGUGUCCAAAGAAACCAGAUAUCGGCUAUGGUGGGCGCUGUACCUGUUAGACAUCCUGCUCUGUGUCAUGACUGGACGCAUGCCCAGAAUGCAGCAGGAACACUGCACGACCCCUUUGCCGGUGCCGUACAAGGAGGAAGACUUCCGGGAUGAGCAUGUAAUGAGGCUUAUAUCGGACAUUCAAUCCAGAGGCCGUCUCAUGGCUUCUCUACUCUCCUUCGAGCCCUCGACUGAAACGAACGACCGUUCAUCCCAUUCGCUUUCGCCACACUCCAUGUCUCAAGGGACAUCAUCCAGCCAGCAGCUCCAGGCUAACGUCUCGUUGUACUUACUUUAUUCCAUUGACUUGGCAGCUGUGAUGAAAGAAGCGAUCGAGAUCUUGUAUUCCCCCGAAGCGGGACGAAAAUCUCGGAAUGACACCGAACUGGCCAUGACAUUGCUUAACAGCGCCGCUGACAACUGGUUUGCUCGGCUCCCUGCGACUUAUCGUUUCACGGAAAGCAGGGAUGACCGAGCCUUUGUUCGUCAGCGGACGAGUUUGGCUUUUCAAUAUUAUUCGACCAAACUUGUCAUUUCGCAUCCCGCCCUUCAUUCUCAUGUUUGCGGUGAAGUCUUCCCCACCGGUCUUGACACCCCAAUGGCAAUGGUUUGCUUCAAUGCAGCAGGCCAAAUGCUUGAUCUCCUACCCAAUGAGCCAAACAUCUCCUGGCUCUUGAGUUGCUCACCUUGGUGGUGUGCUUUGCACUACCUCGCGCAGAGCAUCGUAGUGCUCAUAACGCAUUUGCUCACCCAGAAUCCGACGAGGGCUAGCGAGGGAAACGAGUCAUUGGAAAGAGUCCAAAAGGCUCUGCGAUGGUUGAGCGAGUGUUCCACCAAGGAUCCCUCUUUCGAGCGGGCUUGGGGUAACUUUACGGAGCUCUUGUCAUUCCAAGGAUCGAAAGUUCCACAAUAA
Messenger RNA from Penicillium samsonianum, 2232 nucleotides. RefSeq lists its product as uncharacterized. Gene Ontology annotation, biological process: regulation of DNA-templated transcription; DNA-templated transcription. The record is from RefSeq and is a predicted model, not a curated record. NCBI's taxonomy places the organism in Eukaryota, Fungi, Ascomycota, Eurotiomycetes, Eurotiales, Aspergillaceae. Bases 1 to 2232 code for a protein of 743 amino acids. The transcript is spliced from 4 exons. Gene Ontology annotation, molecular function: DNA-binding transcription factor activity, RNA polymerase II-specific; DNA binding; zinc ion binding.